CAGACACAGACGACGCAAUACAUCUUCAUGACUCCGCAAAUGGGCCCAAGCGUCAGGAAGCGCGAGCUGGACGUCUUCGGAAGCAACGGAAGCAUCAUGACGAUGGGUCCAAAUGGGAGUUCCAUUCCGGGUAUGGCCACCUUCGGAGACUGCGGAUUCCCUAUGACCAACAGCCAGGGUCAGCGCAUCUGCCGUCAGUGUGGACACACCGGCCGCAUCAAGGAUGGCAAGUGCGUUGAGAGGUGGGGGCCUGGUCCUAAGGGCCCUGGCACCAUCUGCGAUCGAUGCCGCAAGAAAUUGAAACACGUUGAACGUCGCAAGACGUCGAACUCCAUGAGCCUAAACGCCCUCCUCCACGACCAGCCUGCGGCGAUCUACCCCUCGGGUGCCCCACAAGCGGCCCCGGGCUCGCACACCAAGAGGGGCAGCUCGCACUCAGGCUCAGACCGCUCCGUCCACUGGACCGACACCCUUCCCAUCCACCCUUCUAAUUCAUCGCGCGCCCCCGACCUGACCGGACUCUCCUCGAGUGGCGUCUACUCCUGGCAAGAUCGCGACCGGGAUCACAACUGCGAGAACGGCGCAUCGCCGUACCACUGCUCGUCUCACCGCAGCCCCACCCCGCACGGCAUCACCACGCUCCCGCAGGACGACGAUGACGACGAC
Molecule: messenger RNA, 666 nt
Organism: Epithele typhae
Lineage: Eukaryota; Fungi; Basidiomycota; Agaricomycetes; Polyporales; Epitheliaceae
Exons: 3
Source: RefSeq, a predicted model, not a curated record